CCCGGUUUUUAAAACUAGUACACUCUCCCGAUGGUAAACUCUCCCGGGUCAAAAUUAUGUUUACCUGAAGAAAAUGUGUAAACUCUCCCGGGUCAAUUUUAAGUUUACCUGAAGCAAAUGUGUAAAUUCUCCCGGGCAACAUUAUGUUUACCUACUUAAAAGAAAUGUGUAAACUGUCCCGAGUUGUUUAAAAUGUUAUUGCCACACUAUUGGCUACACUGCAGAUAUUGUAAUUAUCAUUUUAAAUAUUUAUUAUCAAUUGUAUUACUGUUAACCUGUAUUUGUAAUUUAAAUAUUUAAUUACCGUUAACCUAUUUUUAAUUUAAAUAUUUAAAACGAUAUUGAUUUUAAUAAUGGCUCAACCAAGUUUUAAGUAUGUUUUAAGUCAACGGGACAAAGAAGUGUUGAUCAUGUCCUCAUUUAUUUUCCAUAAGCAAUCAACACUAUCAUCAACUGGUGAAGUCAAAUGGAAAUGUAGUGUGAAUAAAUGCACAGCACUUAUAUAUAUUAUUGAUAGGGAAGUUGUCUCAAGAUCAAAUUUAGAACACAAUCACGUUUCUAACGAGCAAAAAGUUCAACGUUUAUGUAUAACGCAAUCGGGAAAACGAAAAGCAAUCGAAAAUAUAUCUGAUGCUCCACGGAAACUAUUACGUAAAGUUUUGCAGGAAAGUAAUAGUGAUGCCAUUGAUACCAGUGACUUAUUAAGAAUUAAAAGAAAUAUGUAUAAUGCAAGACGUAAACUUUUUCCAGCAUUACCCAAAAAUAUUCAAGAAAUUCAUGAUAUACUGAAAACGUUUAAAGUAGAAACUUCAAAAAAUGAAAAUUUUUUGUUGUUAAAUGACGAACAUCAUAAUUUAAUUAUAUUUGCAUGCUCUUCAAAUUUAAAUUGUUUAACAAAUUCAGAAACUGUUUAUUUAGAUGGCACGUUUACAUAUUGCACAAAGUUUUUUAAACAAUUGGUGACUUUACACGGAUUUAUAAAUGGUCAUUAUAUACCAUUAAUAUUUUGCUUAUUAUCAGAUAAAUCUCCCUUAUCUUAUGAGCGAGUAUUCAAGUUUUUAGUUGAUAAAUGUGCUGAAAUGAAUUUAAUAUUUUCUCCUAAAACGGUAAUAGUAGAUCUAGAAAAGUCUAUACAUAAUGCUGUUUUAAAUGUUUGGCCUGAAACAAAAAUAGAGUGUUGUAGAUUUCACCUCACACAAGCAUGGUACAGAAAAAUCCAAGAGUUAGGCCUUUCUGUAGAAUACAGAGAUGACACUAGUGAAGUUGGAAAAUGGCUGCAUUAUAUUUUUGGAUUAGUAUUCAUAGAUCCAAAUGAAGUUGGGAAUGUUUAUGUAUUCACUUUAGCUGCAAUAAUGCCUCCACAAAACAAAAAAUUAGAAACUUUUGCAUCGUAUUUAGUUAAUACAUAUAUUGAUGAAGAAGCAUCAUAUCCUCCAACAAUGUGGGCCUCAGCAUCAUCAUCAACUUCAAAAACUACAAACGCUUGUGAAUCGUUCCAUUCACAUUUCAAUUCAUCUUUCUCUAGUAUUCAUCCAUCUCUAUUUAUAUUUAUUAAUGCCCUAACAGAUUUUCAAAAUGAAGUAUACAUAAAAAUGCAAAGUUAUAACAAACAAAAUAAAUUAAGUAAAAACUCUCAUACAAAAAACAAAGAAAAAAUAAUAGCACAAAAAAUAAAAGACUAUACAGACAAACAAAUAGAUACCUUAAGUUUUUUGAAAUCAGUAUGUUCCUAUUAUUACAAAAAAUAGUAUUUUGAAUAAAAUAUUAUAAUUGACUUUUUUAAUGAAAUUUUAUGAAAUUUAUUUUAUUUUUUGUAUUUUGACUAUAAUUAUUGACCAUGGAAGUUAAAGGCAUUGAUUUUUAUUAUUACUAUUAUAUAGGUAACUGACUUUUUUAAUGCAAUUUUGAUUUUUAAUACAAACUGAAA
This is a messenger RNA of Myzus persicae (green peach aphid), 1927 nucleotides long. RefSeq lists its product as uncharacterized. The record is from RefSeq and is a predicted model, not a curated record. The transcript is spliced from 2 exons. Lineage: Eukaryota; Metazoa; Arthropoda; Insecta; Hemiptera; Aphididae. Bases 354 to 1748 code for a protein of 464 amino acids.